GCCGUGGGGGAGACUGCGCCUAUAAAGGCGGCGGGCUCGGUCCCGGGUCAGGUCUCCUGCGCUCCUGACCUGUGAGUCUCCUGUCUCCGCCAUGGCUCGCACGAAGCAGACGGCGCGCAAGUCCACCGGCGGCAAGGCCCCGCGCAAGCAGCUGGCCACCAAGGCUGCCCGCAAGAGCGCGCCGGCCACGGGCGGCGUGAAGAAGCCGCACCGCUACCGGCCGGGCACCGUGGCCCUGCGCGAGAUCCGGCGCUACCAGAAGUCCACCGAGCUGCUGAUCCGCAAGCUGCCCUUCCAGCGCCUGGUGCGCGAGAUCGCGCAGGACUUCAAGACGGACCUGCGCUUCCAGAGCUCGGCCGUCAUGGCGCUGCAGGAGGCGAGCGAGGCCUACCUGGUGGGGCUGUUCGAGGACACCAACCUCUGCGCCAUCCACGCCAAGCGCGUCACCAUCAUGCCCAAGGACAUCCAGCUCGCCCGCCGCAUCCGCGGGGAGCGCUGGAACUCGGCAAAUAGGAUCGAGAUCUACCCAAUCAGACUCCGAGCCCAGAAACUCUUGUUUUUCUGGCCCAAUCAAGGCGAGGAUAAGUCUAUAAGUAUUGGCCACCGGGCGCCUGCGAGCCCAAGUCGCGGAGACAUGGCUCGCACGAAGCAGACGGCGCGCAAGUCCACCGGCGGCAAGGCCCCGCGCAAGCAGCUGGCCACCAAGGCUGCCCGCAAGAGCGCGCCGGCCACGGGCGGCGUGAAGAAGCCGCACCGCUACCGGCCGGGCACCGUGGCCCUGCGCGAGAUCCGGCGCUACCAGAAGUCCACCGAGCUGCUGAUCCGCAAGCUGCCCUUCCAGCGCCUGGUGCGCGAGAUCGCGCAGGACUUCAAGACGGACCUGCGCUUCCAGAGCUCGGCCGUCAUGGCGCUGCAGGAGGCGAGCGAGGCCUACCUGGUGGGGCUGUUCGAGGACACCAACCUCUGCGCCAUCCACGCCAAGCGCGUCACCAUCAUGCCCAAGGACAUCCAGCUCGCCCGCCGCAUCCGCGGGGAGCGCGCUUAGGUUGCGGUCUUUGGGAUGUCGACAGAAAAAAGGCUCUUUUCAGAGCCACCCAUGUCGUC
Acomys russatus (golden spiny mouse) is the source of this 1104-nucleotide messenger RNA. RefSeq lists its product as uncharacterized. Bases 92 to 1045 code for a protein of 317 amino acids. Gene Ontology annotation, cellular component: nucleosome. Gene Ontology annotation, molecular function: protein heterodimerization activity; DNA binding; structural constituent of chromatin. The record is from RefSeq and is a predicted model, not a curated record. Lineage: Eukaryota; Metazoa; Chordata; Mammalia; Rodentia; Muridae. The transcript is spliced from 2 exons.